AAAGAAAAAGAUAUGGUUAGUGUAGUCUAAUUUAGCAAACUAAAACUUUGUUGUGAAGAAAAUAAAGAAUUGAGAUAUGAAAAUGAUGGUUGGUUGAAAAUUCUUGUUCUUUUUUGCAGUGAUGUGACUCGUUUGUUUCGUUUCGUUUCGUUUGUUUUUGAUCAUCAUAUUCCUCAUCGUCAUUUUCGAAUUUGUUCAGAGUGAUUCUUUCCUCUUGUUUAAUAUUUUUUUUUGUUUUGCUGCAACAAAAAUGGCAUCCAAUCAUUUUCAUACUUUAGUUGGAACUUCCGCUGCUCAGAUCAAAAUUGAACAUGAUUUAUAUUUUGAAUCACAAGGUUUUGGUGAAGUAAAUCAAUUGGGUGGUGUAUUUGUAAAUGGUCGACCAUUACCGAAUACAAUUCGUUUGAAAAUUGUUGAAUUAUCACGAAUGGGUGUACGACCAUGUGAUAUUAGUAGGCAAUUACGUGUAUCACAUGGUUGUGUAUCGAAAAUAUUAUCCCGUUUUCAUGAAACUGGUUCCAUUCUACCCGGUACAAUUGGUGGUAGUAAACCACGCGUUACAACACCUAAAGUGGUAUCCUAUAUUAAAGAAUUGAAAAAUAAAGAACCAGGAAUUUUCGCCUGGGAAAUUCGUGAUAAAUUAUUGCAUGAUGGCAUUUGCGAUAAAUUUAAUGUUCCGUCCGUUAGUAGUAUUAGUCGAAUUUUGCGAAAUAAAAUGAAUGCAAAUCACCAUCAUCAAUCAUCAUCGAAUACUGUUAAUGAUGAUAAUGAGCAUCAUCUUCAUACAACAUCAUCAUCAUCCAUUAUUUCUAAUUUAUCGAUUCCAAUCACUGAUAUUUCAUCAACAGCAACAUCGAAUCAACAACAACAACAAUUUACAUCAAAUCCCAAUCAUUCGAUGAUCGAAAGUAAAGAAAAUGUUCGUCAUGUUAUGAAUGCUAUUUAUCAUCAUUCACAUCCGCCUCAGCCGCCACCGCAUCCUUCAUCAUUAUACCAUGGCUAUCAUCCACAUCAUUCACAUCAUCAUCAUUGUUCACAAGCAACAACAUCAUCACAAAUGAUGACAAUCACAACACCCACUAUAAUAACAACAGCAAAUCAUCACAAUCAUCAUUCAUCUUUACAAUCAUCAACAACAGCGGCAGCCGCUGCUGCCGCCGCCGCAGCUGCAGCAGCAGCACAAGCAUUAAUUCAUUCAAAUCAUCAAUUGCAUAAUCAUCAUUCAUCAACGCCAAAUAUACCCGUCGUUACAAUGAAAUCAUCAUCAUCAACAACAACAACGAUUGGUGGUUGGCCAUCAUCACAUUCGGUAACGGAUUUAUUAUCCUCAUCUUCUUCAUCGUCAUCGUCUUCUUCUUCUUCAUCGUCAUCAUCAUCAUCUCCAUCAUCACUAUCACUGGCAUCGAAUAUUGAUGGACAACAUCAACAAAAUCAUCAUCGUCAAUCAUCACCACCGAUUAUCAAUAAUCAAUCAUCUGGUACGAUAUCAACAACCGCAACUGAUACGACAAAUGAAUCGGAAACAAUGGCAGCUGCCGUAGCGGCAGCUCAAAAUCACUAUAUGCAAAAUUAUUAUGUUCAUGCUAUGUAUGUUCAACAACAACAGCAACAGCAACAGCAUCAUCAUCAACAACAUCCACAACAAUAUCAUCAUCCCAUUGCAGCGGCUUUCGAACCACUUUUAAACGUUCCAUCACAUCAUCAUCAUUUGGAUGCAGCAGCACAUCGAUUUUUAUGAUUGAAUUUUUUUCAAUUAAACUUUUGAUUCAUUUUAUUCCAAAAUAUUUUUUUUCAAACAAAAAAAU
Messenger RNA from Dermatophagoides pteronyssinus (European house dust mite), 1805 nucleotides. RefSeq lists its product as uncharacterized. The record is from RefSeq and is a predicted model, not a curated record. Gene Ontology annotation, molecular function: DNA-binding transcription factor activity, RNA polymerase II-specific; RNA polymerase II cis-regulatory region sequence-specific DNA binding. Gene Ontology annotation, biological process: regulation of transcription by RNA polymerase II; anatomical structure development. Lineage: Eukaryota; Metazoa; Arthropoda; Arachnida; Sarcoptiformes; Pyroglyphidae.